Molecule: messenger RNA, 2410 nt
Organism: Bactrocera neohumeralis
Lineage: Eukaryota; Metazoa; Arthropoda; Insecta; Diptera; Tephritidae
Gene: emei
Product: transmembrane protein 161B
Exons: 8
Coding region: 159-1736 (525 amino acids)
Source: RefSeq, a predicted model, not a curated record
UUUGUGUCAUAUUUCCCGGCCGAAGAAAUAGUUACUCCAAUAUUUUUUAUCGUAGUACUCGUUAAGUAGCACAGUUUCCGCUUUUAAUUAACACAUUAAUUAUGUAUUAAUUAGUGAGUGUAACAUUUAAGAUUAAGCCACAAGAAGCAGUGUAGAAAAUGGCAGUGCUCGGUGCACAAUUGGUGCUUACACUUUUAACGUUGAGUGUUAUACAAAAGAUAAGUCCACAUUUUUCCUUUGCCAAGUGGUUAUUAUGCGCGACAGGCCUUUAUAGAUAUUUACAUCCUUCGGACGAUGAGCUGCGUACGUUAGCUGGUGUGCCUAAGGAGAAGCAUACGAAAGGUGGCGGCAAAGGUAAUAAGGGAUAUGAAGCACGAAAUGGCACAGGACAAUUUCACAUACCACGUAACUUAGAAGUGCAACUUGAGACAACACCAGUGGUGGCACGCGAUGUUGUGCAUCUCAGAUAUUACACCGAAUACCAGUGGCUGGUCGAUUUUAGCGUUUAUGCAGCAGUUGUGUAUAUUUUAUCAGAGGUCUAUCACUACUAUUUUCCACUGAAAAAUGAGUUCAACCUAAGCAUGAUUUGGUGCCUGUUGGUUGUCUUCUUUUCGCUCAAACUACUCUCGUCGCUUACAUGGUUGUAUUUUCAAAAUGAAGAGUCGAUCGGUGAACGUUCCAUGGUCAUAGUCGCCUGCUUAGUUUAUCUACUUAUUUCCAUGAUUGUGCUCAUCAUCGAUGAACGCCACCUUGAGACGGGGCUGGAACACGCAUACAGUAGCUUUAACGCGAGCGCUUCAGAGUUCCUUACGGCACAGGGUUUGCCCUCAUCUGGUCCCGCAUCCAAGCUGAUUGUGAAACUCUGCAUGGCAGUUUGUUGCGGCCUUUUAGGUGCAAUCUUCACCUUCCCAGGUUUACGCAUGGCAAAAAUGCAUUGGGACUCUUUGAAAUACUGUAGCGGUCGCAAAACAUUGCAACUGCUACUCAACAUCAGUUUUAUCUUGCCUUUCCUGCUGAUAAUACUCUGGAUCAGACCAAUAAGCAGAGAGUAUCUGACUGAGCGUGUAUUCGAGGGCAUGCAGAAACCAUUACUUUCAGUGGAGGCGUUUGAAACAAUGCGCCUGAUUAUUGUCGUUUUAGUAGUUUUACUACGUUUUGCCUUAAUACCCAUCUAUUUGCAAUCUUAUUUAAACCUAGCGCAUGACAAAAUUAUCGACUUACGCAAAGAAGCUGGUCGCAUUACAAAUGUAGAGUAUCAGAAGAAGAUUUCCUCCAUAUUCUACUACCUGUGCGUGGUCACACUGCAAUUCGCCGCACCGCUACUGCUCUGCUUAUAUCUCACUUUGAUGUACAAAAGCUUAGGUGAAUUUACUUGGGCUGGCAUACUGAAAAGCAGCAACAGCAGCAGCAUUUGCACAGAUAUGUGUCCGUUAAGCGAGGCGCCUUUGGUCGCUGAUGAAGUGGAGUUGGCAAGUACGACAGCUUUGCCGCCAGUUGCCACAACAAUAAUGAGCAGCAUGCCGGCGUCCGAUAGUGGUGAACAUAUUCAGGGCGAAGAUUUCAAUAUUUUAGAAUCUGCAAAUGCUAUACAUGCGCAAUGGAUCAGUUUAAAAAAUGUUUUCAACGCUGACGUGUACAAGGGUUUUCUGGGCUUUGCCAGCUGGUGGAGUUAUUUUACACUUUUCACCUCUUCAGCUUUGGGUAUUGUGUACCAAUCAUAUUUUAGCACAACGUAAAACUGCAUUUGUGUUGACAGUCAAGAAUGCAUAUUUACAUUAUGUCGCAUUUUUUCGAAUUUGUUAUAAUUUUGAAAGUUUUUUUUAGCAUAUUAUGUAAUUUUUGUGCGCAUUUAGCAAUUUUUUUCAAAUUGUUUAUAAUUUUGAAAUGAUUUUUGUAACAUAUUAUGUCACAUAUUUUAUUUUUACGUUUAAAUUUAAACUAUUUCUCCUACAUACAUACAUACAUACAUGUAUAUGUACGUUCACAACAAACUAAUAAGCCAUAAAUAGUUUAAUUUUUUAGUUUUAAGUUUCAAGUAUUUUGUUUUAUGCGUGUUUGAUAUUAUUUGUUUAUUAAAAGCUGGCAAUAAAAAACAUUUAAAACAAAAAUCGUAAAAUUGGUUGUCUUAUGCUGCGCAACAGCAACAAAAAUUUUAAUGGAAAUGUCGGAGACCCUAUAAAAAUAAUAUAUAAUUGGUCAGCGUGAUGAGUUGAGUCGAUUUAACCAUUUCCGUCUAUUCAUCUGAAGAUCAAAAUCAAGUUCUUGUAUGAAAAAUUUUUUUAUUUGAGAAAAAAUCGCCUGAAAUUUGGCAGUCCAAGAAAGUGCUACAAUAUACAAACAAGUUGUUCAGAUCGGACCACUAUAGCAUAUAGCUGCACUACAAACUCAACAAUAAAAUCAAAUUUUUGUA